AUGCUUGCAAACCUCAAUGCACGCACAUUCCUGCGAGAGAUGAAGCCGCCAUCCAGACCGUCCCAGACGUUUUCGUCGCAUACGCGCACGGAGGAUAUCCUCGGCUCCCGAUCGUUCGAUUCCGCGGGCACGCAAGUCAUCGCUUCCUCGUCAUCAGCCAAGAACGAUAUCCUGGAGCUCGACGAUGGCGUGAAAUACUUUCGUCACGGAAGCGAGUCGUCUCACCUCACUACACCCCGUCCUGCCCGCCGCUAA
Messenger RNA from Heterobasidion irregulare TC 32-1, 255 nucleotides. RefSeq lists its product as uncharacterized. The transcript is spliced from 2 exons. Lineage: Eukaryota; Fungi; Basidiomycota; Agaricomycetes; Russulales; Bondarzewiaceae. The record is from RefSeq and is a predicted model, not a curated record. Bases 1 to 255 code for a protein of 84 amino acids.